AUGGCGCCAUCCACGCCCCAGACGGGCCCCUCGUCCCGUCUCCUCUCCAUGAAAUUCAUGCAACGAGGCGCCGCAACUGCCGAAUCCCUCCCAUCCCCAUCCCCACAAGAGAGCUCCUCGAAGCGCCGCAAGCUCAGCCACCACAAAUCCGCAGGCAGCACGCCGACGCCAGCGUCCGCCGACACCGACCUCUUCUCGCACGCCAAGAUCCAAGCCGCCGUCGAGGAGCUCGAAGCCAAGCGUCGCGCGGCCGUAGAGCGGCGGGCGGCCGAGCUGUCGGAUUCUCACUGGGUUCUUGACAUACCUGUUGCGAAGGGAGGUGCGGCGCGGGAUGGCGCUAAGGAGAAGCCGCCUUUGAGCGUGGUUUAUGUGGGCUAUGGGGAGAUUGAUCGCGCGGGGAGUGACUCUGACGGUGAUGGGACUCAGGAUGAUGUACGCGCUGGACGGAGGAUUACGGGGAAUUAUAAGAGGAAGGAGGAUAAGGAGGCUGAGGAGGAUUCUGGCAGUGGUUCUUCGGAUAGUGAUGGCGAUUCUGAUGAGGAAGGAGAAGUCUCCAGCAGCUCUAACAGAGGCAGCAAGAAGAGCCAAUCUUCCAAGAAGAAGCGCGACAAGGCCGAGAAGAAGAAGAAAAAGAAGGAAGUCAAGCUUAGCCGACUGACAUCAAUAUCCUCUGGUGGUGGCAGUGGUGGAAUAUCCCAAGGAGGAGGAGGAGGCGGCGCCUUCAACCGCCAGCCUAUGAAGUGCUUUGCGUGCAGCGGGGUCGGCCACAAGUCCUCCGACUGUCCGAAAAACAAGGCCCGAAAGCGUCGUCGGGCAGCACCCUACUAA
This is a messenger RNA of Scedosporium apiospermum, 828 nucleotides long. RefSeq lists its product as uncharacterized. Gene Ontology annotation, molecular function: nucleic acid binding; zinc ion binding. The coding region runs from base 1 to 828 and encodes 275 amino acids. The transcript has 2 exons. The record is from RefSeq and is a predicted model, not a curated record. Lineage: Eukaryota; Fungi; Ascomycota; Sordariomycetes; Microascales; Microascaceae.